CAUAUUAAAUAUAUGUUUCAUGUAAAAUAAAAUUUCUUCAUAGAAAAAUAAUAUUGUGCGAGUAUGUGAAUAAGGAAAAUGAAUUAGAUUAUUUGGCUAUAGUAUUGUUUUUAGGAUAUUGAUUAGUUUGAAACUCUAUAAAAGCAUUCUGAAGUUGUUGUCCUGGUUCAUGAUUCACGAAUGAGUUAUAUAGAGCCGUAGCCAGCUGAGAAGGUCCGGUUACUGGUUACCUGUUACCUGGACAAGUGUGCUGGCAACGGGCUUGUCCUAAAGUAUCGACCGUGACAGUCGUUCCAGUCGAUUCCAGUCACAGCUUUUAGAUCGAUAGUUUUCCGACAAUAUCGAUCGAUAGCUUCCUUUUGACUUCUCCAAUCAUGCAUCCACUAUUAAAAUAUAUAGAAGUGUAAAAAUUGUUAAAAAUGUUAAAAAGUACAAAAAGUAUUACAAUUUAUUCUUUCUGUUACUAGUAUUUCUCUACGAGUUUUGUAAAGGGACAGGCGUCGUUCGGAAGAGUAAUAUUACAGAAAUGUUUCUAUGUUCUUCCGUUCCCGAGUACUAAAGGAUAUGAAUCAAUUAAUGAACGAAUCAUAAUUUUUACCAACUCUGAUAUGAUGUACGUAGUCAAAUUUUUAAUUUAUAUCGGUUACCAGUUCUUACUUACUUUUUCACCUACUAGAUAAUACCAGAUAAUAAUUUGAACUAUUAUCAGUCGACAAUAGAUGCUAAUGGAUGAUAAUUGAUACGACAAUCGAGUCGUUUUAGAUGAAAUGUUACUAAAUAAUAAUAAAACUUUAUGAAUUUGUGUCGAUAAUACUUUUGAUUGAUAUUGUAUGCGUAUUUUGGUAGGUAUGAGGAAUGAUUCAUAUGUUUAUUUCUUCAUUUUUAUCACAAUCACGUUAGUACUGUGGUAGUAGGAUUAGUUUAUAAAUAAUCGGAGUUGGCAAAUUGUCUUUAGCAUUACAUCGUUAAUGAUUCCUAAUAAUAUAACACCGUGGGUGACUUAUUUGCUGUAACUUAUUUUCCUCAACGGCCCGGCAUUCAUACGUGUUUCUUUAUACCGUAAGGUUAAACAUCCAUUUCAAUCAGUUAUUGUUUUAAAUCAUGUCAGCUAUAUGGAUAUUUCAUAACGUUGUCCAAUAUUUCCAAAAUAGUGAGUCUGUCGUAGCAUAUUCUACGGUUUACACAAAGAACUAAAGAUAGUAAUUUGUGUAAUAAAUCUCUACAUAAAGGAGUGGUUUUAGAAUCAGUUUUCAUCGCAUCGAGAUAAAAUGACGAUAUAUAUGUACUUGGUUUCCAAGUGAAGCGAACGUAGGAGAGGUUUAGACAUUUGAAACGAAAAAGUAUCGGUCUACUUUGUUCAAGGGAUUAAGUUAGCCUGAUCGUAGAAAUUUAAACAUUUAAAAGAAUGCACAGGAUUGUUACCCUACUACAGAUAAACGUUCAUUUUCUCGUUGCAGUAGUUAACCAUUACAGAAUGACUUCGAGCGAAGAUGGUGAUUUGAUCGAUCUUGGAAACGAUAGUUGUGUACCACGAGUAUCGAUUCAAGAAUCAUCGCCUGACGAGCAAGAACAUCUUCUCGAUGUAUGCCUACCGAAGUUAGAACAAGCAUUGUCAUUAACCAGGAAGCAAGAACAAGUACAAUGCAUAAAUGACAACGGUGAUGUAUUAGUCACGUUAGGUCACGAUCAAGUGGUGCCGAUUCGUAAAAGAAUCGAUGUCGUUUCAUCCGAUACGAUAAAAAGGGUUCGUGACAUUACCAGGAACUUAGAACCAGUUAUAAGAAAGACUUGUUCCGACAUUAAUGAGGAGCAUCAAGACACGGUUGAUUAUGGAAGUUCAUCGGAUAACAAAGACGGACAUUAUUCCAGUGAAAAGCUCGAAGACGAUACGUUUGAGGCACAGGAGAUCAACGAUGCUUUCAAUUUUCUCACAGAACACGAUGACAACGAUGAUCCAGCUGAAGCGAAAUGUAACCGUUAUGACCAAGUUAUACAUUCACAUGGACUGAUCCUAUUAACCUCUCGUACCAUAAAAAACGAAGAUUUAUUGAAUUACAAUGGUAAAAGUGCUUCACAAGCACUAAACUGCUGGAAAGCAGACACGGAUUUAAAUGAUUCAGCUUUUGAAUUAUGUUCGGGCACCCCUUCUGAAAGUAUUUCGAGGAAACCUAGAUCCGAUCCUGUUGAUUAUGAGCUUGGAGCGAGUAGCAUUGACGUGGUUGAAAAUCAUUCCGAAGAACAAACGUUUGUACGAACAGCUAAAAGAAGAUCAUUUCAGCAUACACAUCGUAAAUCUUGGACGGAAGGAACUACACUCAAAAAUGCAGCACAGGAUACAUUUUCUCGGUUCGAUAGGUCAACUAGUUUAAGAGGAUAUAAUUACGCGUCAUCAACUUCCAAUGGCAUUCAUCGGCAAUCCAGCUUUAUUUCGAGUUGUUCAACGGAGGAAGGAUUGGAAACGAAUGGAGAGGAUCAAGAGGACGGAUGUUCAGAAUGUUCGGAAGUAGAUUGGUCGUGGUUAGAGGAAGUAGAAUGUCCGCGGGCUACGGAGUCGUUAGCACCCGGUGUGGUUGACGCGGUUCAGGAGAACACCGAAGGAGGGAAUGCAUCCCCCACCAGUGAAAACGCAAGACGCAGGCGCGGUCGCGAGCAUCGUGCUACCGAGGCGGGCUGCAGUGUCGCGAUGUCUGUCUCCGGGACAGUAAAGUCCCUAGUGGUCGGUGGUUCGCGAUGGUUAACUUCCGAUCCGCCGUCCGACUGUAACGGCAAUAAUCAAGAUGAAAAUGUACGUUGCAACGCGAGCAACGAAACCAUCGAUCGCGAAACACGUGACAAUCCUACGCUUGUUAAUUCUUGGGUACGGGCUUCGAUGAGACGUUUGCGUCAUUUGAGAUUACCGGAAGAAACUGAACGACAACGAAACAUCGAUUUGAACAGUUGCCACGGAACUGUCGUAUCCGCGCCAAAUUCUUUGCCAGAUAUCGCUUUAAUUGCUCCAGAGAUAUUAGCUGCCCAAACAAACGGUACUUCCGGCACCCUCCUUAGGCCAUCCAGCGCUCCUGUAAGAAACUCGAAUAAUUCAAAUGUAGUGCCAUCGCGGAGAGGCGGAAGACAAUUUAGAGCAAGUCGAUCGCAAAGAACGCGAAGCCGCGACAUUACUUCGAGGCAAAGCAGCGUUUUAUCGUCGACUACGGGCAGUGAUACAACUGCUUCAGGAAUCACGACAUGUUCCAGCUCUUUUGGCGGUGCUUCUACGAGUCCACCUUCUAGCACGGCGACAAGUCCGCAACGCAUCGCUUCCAGACGAAUAUGUGACAGACAGAGAGACGUUGAUAGGGAUGAGGAUAGAGGAGAGGAUGAGGACGAGGAUGCUAAUCCAUUGGGAAAAUGGCCACAUGCUCUUAGUCCAGCCUUGGCGUGUCUUAGUUGCACCCUUGGUCUUUUUAAUAUAAGUAGAUUUUCUAUUCUUAGUGUACAAUUUGGAGCAAGUUUCAUUGUACAGUUCCUGAUUUUAUCUUUGGUAUUGGGUAUUCCACUUUUGACGUUGCACGUGUGUCUCGGUCAAAGAUUGGCGGCUGGAUCCGUGGAUAUGUGGAAGAUUUCACCCCUCUUUCAGGGCGUUGGUAUAGCUCUUCUAAUUGCACAAGCAUUCAUCGGUAUCUACAGUAUCGUUGGUGUGUCCUGGAUGUUCGUCUACUUUAGAGAUUCAUUUAUAACGAAGCAGGAUAAGUACCGAUGGGCAGAACCGUUUUCCUUGUACAGAGAAGAUAAACCUACACAGAAUAAUAGUAAUUUGCAUAAAUUAUAUGAGACAGUACCAGAUUAUUUUAGCGGAGUUGUCUUGCAAAGAAAUCAUUUAAACGAAUCAGAUCCCGGUGUCGUAACGUUAAAGUUUCAAGUGGCUUUCAAUUUAGCUGUUGUAUGGAUGAUCGUGUUCGUAUCAUUAAGCAAAGGUCUGAGAUCUUAUGGCAAAGUAGUAUAUGUUUUUACGUUGGUGCCUGUAUUUGGUACAUUAGUUCUUUGUACGAAAUUACUUGGCCUCACGCCACCAGGCUCUGUACAUCAACUUUUUCCUGCCACUGUGUGGACUGAGUUUUUCAUUAAUGGCAAAUCGUGGGUAGCAGCAUCCAUCGAGGUUUUCCUCACUUGGGGAUUACUUGGUGCAGCUGCUAUGCAGAUAGCUGCUCAUAAUAAGCACAAACAUCUAUUACAACGAGACACGAGUCUAGUGAUCGUGUUAACUCUCGCAGUUCUACUUCUCGCAGCUUUUCUGGCAAAUACUUGCGUGCAAGUUUUGCGACAUCAUGGAUAUAUUUACAUACCUAGCUCAUUUGAAAGAAUAUCGUCGUAUAUGUUUAUGCGACCUGUGAACCAGCCGGCACCACCGGGAUAUAGCAGUACACCAGAAAGAUUUAUGGCACAUGCGUCGUUUAUUGUUGGAGAACGUGUAACUCGCCCCGGUGCGGAUUUUAGUGUUGAAUCUGGUUAUCAAGCCUUGAGAUUUUCGACUGAAUUGGUUCCUGCAACGUUAGCGUUACUAGGCACUGAACAAGUGUCACCAUUCUGGGCAGUUCUUUUCUAUUUUAUUCUUAUCCUAUUUGGAAUAGCUCAACAGCUGGCAAUAUGGCAUUGUGUAAUAACUGGUAUUAUGGCAAUUAAUGCAAAAAUGAUGAAGUUAUGGGAAACUACUAUUACAUUCUUCAGUUGUGCUUGUGCUUAUAUACUAGGCUUACCCAUGGCUACCGAGUUGGGCAUACACGUCGUAUAUUAUCUAGACUACACAAUUGGUGGUACAUGGUGGAUAAUGAUCUUAUACUUGGUGCAAGUUGGUGCUGUAUUCGCAGUGCGCGGACGUCCACAUAGUGGUGAAGCGGUAGUAGCCGAGUUGUUUCCUCCAACUGGUCGAUGUCUCAGACACUGGGCUGGUCCUCUUCUCUCAUUCACGUGGAACGUUAUACUGCCUGUUAUUCUUAUGGUACUUAGCAUUACAGCAUUUAAAAAUGCUGGAUUUCGAGAACUUUAUUCUUACCGACGUACCGCUAGAGAGUACUGGACAGUUUGGGCAAAACAACUCGGAGCUACAAUUCAAUUAGUACCAAUAUUGACGAUACCGGCAGUGGCGAUUAUACAAACAUGUCGAUACUUGAACAACGGUCCACCCGAUAUUUUUGAUAGAAUUCAAUUAUUGUAUCGACCAUCCUUGGAGCCUGAUGACCCACGAGAUGCGCAAACGCAUACUGGAAACGAUAUGAGUACCAGCAUUCACGGCAAUGGUAUCGUACAUACAACGACAGAAGUACCAUUUGAAGAUCCACCGCCAAAAUAUACACCUCCUCCGAGUUACACUACAGCAACGGGAGCGAGAAUAGCAAAGAUGUUGCGGCAAAGUUUUCGAAGAAGUGUACGUCGAAUAGCGAACGUGCUCGGUGAGAGCAGUACUCCGAGACAGAGACCGGCGCUACAACCUCCACCUCCUGAUUACGCCACUGUACUUGUAGAAAUGAAUCAAAGUAGGCAAACCCAAGAUGUAACAAUUCAUAUAACUGAAGCAAGAAACGAAAACAUCAAUUCAAACACAAUUCAAAGUAAUGCUACCGAAAGACAUAGACCUAAUACGAUAGAUAGAUCAACAAGAAUUGGUGUGGUAGAACGCUCGAUAGAAAGAACGCAUUCGACGCUCGAAAGACCUCGUCGACCUUGUAUGACUUCAUCGAGCAGUUCGAAUUUAACUGCGGCCGAUGUGGCUAAUUUACUUCGUAGUAGCAUUAGGAGAGGGACUACGCGAACUCAACAGUCCCUGCGUAGGAGUUUCUGCCACGACGAAUCAACGGUAGCAGCGUCCGUUGAAAAUCUAGUCGAGGCUGCAGCGCCGAUCGGUGAAGAAUCCUUGGUCCUUCCAAAGGACGUGUCUCUAGUCUCUAAUGAACAGGCUAACAGUAAUAGCGACGAUAAAAAGACUGCCGAAGAAACGGAUGAUUCCGUUUCUGUGAUAUAGACUAUAUCUUUCUUUUGAGCAUAUAAGAAGAAUAAUCUGAUGGUUAUUUAAUUUCUGCUGCAUAGUGUUACGGUGAUUUAUUCCUUGUUUAACUUGUAUUCAAUAUUCAUUUUCACAAGCUAUUCUACGAAAGAUAAACAAGUUGCUGAUGAUUUCAUCGAUCAAUGAUCGAAAAAACAAUUUUAUCUCUCAGACUGAAUUCAGUAUUUUCUAAUCUUGUCACACUUGACAAAUAAGUGCAUAAUCUCAUCACUUUAAUUACCGUGACAAUUGUAUAACGCGCAAAUGAAAAUUGGAUAGCUAUAAGCAGUGAAACAUAUAGUAAACUCGUUUUGUUACUUACUACAAUAGACAUCGAUUUUAUAUUGUAUAUGUUGAACUUCAUUGAGGUUCAGUUUGCUUUCAAUCAGUCUAUUUUAGCAUUUUGGCAUUUUCAAUCGAGACUGUGUAACUAAAAUAUUUAUGUAAUAUAUACUACUGUAACAUUUUAGUAGUUUUAUGAUAUUAGUGUACAUACUAUUUUAACGAAUCAUAAAUUCGCUUAUUAAGCAUUUUCUUCAUUAACCAUGAUGGUUGUUUAAUGUUACAAUAAUAUAAUCCGUCCAACAUUCAUCAAAGCCUAUGUAUUAGUUUUUGUGCAAUGGUUAAAAAAUAUAUACGACGUAUUCUUUUAUUUUAAAAUAUUGCAAAAAAAUCGUGGAGAAAACAUGUACUGCAAUUGAAAUUAUUUAUCAGAGAGUAUAUACAUAAAAUGAAUAAUCAUUGAACUAAUUGGAUAAAAAAGAGCGGAGAACUCCAAUAUUAUUUACAUAAUUAUGUAGCAUAUAUAUAUAUGUAUAUAUAUACAUAUAUAUAUGUGUGUGUGUGUGUGUAUUUUACCGUACAAAUAUUCUAAUAUUUCAUACGUGUAAUUGCUAUAUCUGAUAUUAUGGACCAUAAUAAAAUUUUUAUGUUCUUUUUUAAAUUUAUAGUGCUUCUAUGACAUCUAAUUUAAUAAUGAUAAGAUUUAAACAACGUUCAUACUUUAAAUGUUGCAUAAUUGCAGAAAUAGAUAUUAAUAUAAUUGAUCAAAGCAACAAAGUACAAAGCAUUUUAACGAUACUCAUUUUACUUUUUUAAUAACUCUUGUAAAUCGUACAUUAAGUUUUUUAUUAGAUAGCAUUCAAAUAAUAUAGAUUCUACAAUACAUUCGUACUUACACUUAAGCAAACACAAUGUAACUUUGUUACAGAAAGCGGUCUUUGAGUUUUAAACGUAUACAAAACUAAAUAAACUAUAUAUAUUACAA
Bombus impatiens (common eastern bumble bee) is the source of this 7283-nucleotide messenger RNA. RefSeq lists its product as uncharacterized. The record is from RefSeq and is a predicted model, not a curated record. The transcript is spliced from 12 exons. Lineage: Eukaryota; Metazoa; Arthropoda; Insecta; Hymenoptera; Apidae. The coding region runs from base 1406 to 5995 and encodes 1529 amino acids. Gene Ontology annotation, cellular component: membrane. Gene Ontology annotation, biological process: sodium ion transmembrane transport.